Messenger RNA from Kwoniella botswanensis, 2631 nucleotides. RefSeq lists its product as uncharacterized. The transcript has 8 exons. The record is from RefSeq and is a predicted model, not a curated record. NCBI's taxonomy places the organism in Eukaryota, Fungi, Basidiomycota, Tremellomycetes, Tremellales, Cryptococcaceae. Bases 1 to 2631 code for a protein of 876 amino acids.
AUGUUAUCGAUACGAACAGCUGCUGCUCGACAGUCAGUGUCGCAAUUAGGGCGAACAACAUCGCUCCUACCUAUCGAUAUCCCUUUCCCGCAUGCUGAAUGUAGCUCAGCUCCCUCUCGCCGAUCAUAUGCUUCGUCAUCAGCUGCUACAGCACUAGCACCAAAUGAAGACGUCGAGCGUCCUUCUACCCUACCAGUAGCGGACAGUCAUCAUGAUCGAGUAUCAUCAGUGAAAAAGGAGAAAAGACAGUUCAGAGGUAAUCCAAGACUUAGGAAACAGGCUUUGGCAAAUGCACGUAAACUCAAUGAAGCUAUCCAAUCGGAAAAGAUAAACACGUCCACCAUUACACCUCCAACAUCGCCUUCUACGAGUGCUAUGCCUGAUCAUCCCAGUGAAAAGGAGGAUUCAUCCUUUUGGUCGGAUUUGCUCACUCGACCAUCGGCCAGUUCGAAAGAGGCGGAUUCGCCUGGUGGAAGUGCGCCUACUCUCGAAGAUCUCCUCGCCAAGAAACCAGCUAGACCACCACCCGAUCCAUAUCAUCCUAAAUAUCCUAAAUUGUAUCAGAAAUUAAUCGAUGAUUUGGAUAAUGCCUUCGUACAACGUCAAUUGAAAUUCUUCUGUCGACAAUUAAAUUUAUAUACGAAUAGUAAGACAAGUAAAAUAGGGUUCAUAAAGAAGAUUCUGAAAACUUGGGGAUGGGUUGAACCGAAAGAUGAAAGAACGGAUAUGAAGAAACCACACGUAUACGACCUUCCACCUGCCGAGCUAUUCUUGUUCUUACGUGAGAACGACCUAAUACAUGAGAUGACCAAAGGAUACGAGAGGAUGGAAUUAGCUGUGGUACCAUUGUCGGAAGCUCCUCAAACUCCCUUUAGUCCGACAACCGCAGGAGAUCCAAAUAGGAUGGUACUAGUUGCGGUAGGAAGAGUAGGACCGCUAGUGAAGCUGACUAAUCUCAUACAAGAGAGAAAGAAGGCUAUACAAACGAUAGAAAUCUCCGCACAAGAAUUAGACGGAUUCAAGGCUCCUGUCGGAUUGUUGCAGACUGUUUCGAAUGCCACUGGAGCGUAUGUCGAACCGUUAUCGGAUGACAAAUAUCGUAUAACAGCCAUGUCUGUUGAAGAUGCAGAAAAUGCAAAAAGGUUAUUGACUAUGGCCUCUUUAAGGAUCAACUCGCUUCCUUCUCAUCGAUCACUCGACGUGCUAUUACCUACUCCUCGACAUUUCCAAACCCAACCAUUACGAUUAUCCCUAUAUCCUUUUAUACCCUCCAUAUCCGAAUCUUUACCUUGGUCAAUCGCAUCCAACUCAAACUCCCAAGCUUUGUUCAGGUUGAAGAAGGUGACUGAAUGGAACUCGAAACCAGCUAUAAGGGAGAUUGACCACAAGAAUGAGAAAUUACAUUUGGCCAAUUACAUGAACCUUUCUACUCCCAUAUCCACCUCGAAAUCGGAAGGGAAUGUAGAAAAAGCAGAGAUCGGUGAAAACGAAAGUGUCAUAGAUAAGGAAGGAGAGAACCACUUCCAAAAUUUAAUUUCUAGUUUAGGUGCUAAGAAAGGUAAAAAAAGAUUGAAGGUGAUCUUUGGUAAUUUGUUAUUUACCAGACAAGGUAAAUUGGCUAUCUUCGAUAAUCCAUUACCUGGACAAUGGCCUAUCGAAACUUUGAAGAAUUGGUUAUCGAGGUCUUCUAAGGAUGUCGGCGGCGAAAGUAAGAAACCGUUAUUUACACCAAGCUUGACACCUUCAAUGAUCCAAUUCCCAUUUCUCACCGACCAAACAAGUGAGAUCCGACGUAUCCGAUAUAGAUCACUACCUACUUCUUCACCUGCCGGAGAAUCGAGGUUUGUCGAAUUCACUUACGCCAAACCCAAUGCGACUACGGAGCAGAACAACUGGCAAGAUCGUUUGGGGGCGAUGUUGGAUGAUCUGGAGAAACAGAUCGAACAGGAGGAUGGGGCGGCUCCUUCACAAUCACUCGAGGCAUCAGAGCAAGAUGAACGAACACGAGAUAACUCCAUCACUUCUUCCGGAGAACUGAGAGAGGGAGCUCUCGCGGAUGUUUCUGAAGAAAAUGCAGUCAAAGAGGAAGAUAGUGAAAGACCUUUUGAUGCUGUAUUUGGAGUGAUAAGAGAAUCAGAUCUGUUCAUACCUGAUCGACCAAAUGACGCAAGAAUAGUAUCAACCUCAACAGUGUCAUUACCCACUUCCAAGAUCCCCGAAUCAAUCGUCAACUUAUUUGACCAACAACCAUAUCAAGAUAAGAUGUCACUCAAACUUACUUCACCUCCAUCUAAAGUGAUGAUCAAAGAUGAAGAGUACUUGUUGGAGUAUGAUGAGAAAGUCGAAUUGACAGAGGAGAUCCAGGAAAUCCCCAUUGGUGGGAACGUAUUGAUAUUGGUAAAGAGGAGUUGCAAAGUUGUGGAAAAUGGUUUGGAAGAUUUGAAUCCUCUCACUUAUUCCGAGCUCGAAUGCGGCUCCAAUUCGGAUGGAACCCUCCCAAUUGAAUUUUAUAGGGAAUUCGCCCAUAUGACGAGAGAUGUCGGACCGGAUGCUGGGGCUUUGAAGAGAGGUAAUAUAUUGAGUGGAUUAGGUGCUGGUUUAGGUGGUUGGCAUGGGAUGGUUCAUCAGUAA